CGGUUCUUUCAACCCUCUCUUUUCCUCACGGUCAAGAUGCAAUGGAUCCUCUCCCUUCUCGAGUUCCUGCUGUCUGGUCUCAUUGUCUCCGCUUGGACCAGUGAAGAACCCAUCGACAGUCAGUAUGCCCGACUCGGGGCCGCCACCGUAGUCUUGACUUGCCCGGUUCCUGAAGGUGGAUCCCGGGUGGCAUGGAAAACCCACAUGACCUCGGAGACCGUUUUGAACAGGGUGCAAAAAGACGGCAGCCUCGUCUUGCAGAAUGCCAGUUUGGCCCAUGAAGGGGAAUACAGCUGCCAGGAUGCCAGCACUGGGCAGACUCUGCGAAGGAUUCACCUCCAGCUGGGCUAUCCUCCCGAGAAACCAUCGAUCCAUUGCAGGUCCAUCAGCUACCCGGUGGUCAAUUGCUCCUGGACUUUGGAAACUGACACCCAUCUGCCCACGUCUUUCUUUGCCAGCUACAGGCACGGCUUAAUGGGAGAAGUCCAUCAGUGCAAACAACCCAGUGCAGGGAGCCACCGUUGCAGUUUGACCGUCAUGCAGAUGUUCUCUACCGAUCCCUACAUACUCAACGUGACAGCCGUGAAUCCACUGGGGACAGCGAGUGACUUCUUUCUAGUCUUCCUGGAUCAGAUCAUCCAGCCAGACCCUCCAGAAAACGUAACGGUCUCCGCGAUCCAAGGGAAGAAAAAAACAUUGCUUGUACAAUGGAAGGCUCCUAGUUCCUGGUUAUAUCCUGAAUAUUUUCCCCUGCAAUAUGUCAUCCGUUAUUCGAGGGAUGGAUCAAGGCUUAACAAAACGACCAACCCUAUCCAGCAGACUUCCUUUACCCUCACUGGAAUCCGUUCUGGCGUAACCUACCACAUCCAAGUAGCCGCGAAAGACUUCCUGGACAAUGGGGAAUACAGCGCCUGGAGUCUUCCGGCCUCUGGGGCAUCCUGGGAGCCAAAGUAAGGGCCACAGAGGAUGGACUUUGUAAUACCUGAAACAUGGUUUUUGUAAUACUGCUGCACUGGCUAAUUAAUUAAUGCUUUUUCAAUUGUAUUGCUAAUAAAAGUAAAGGUGAAGGUUCCCUUCGCACAUACAUGCUAGUCGUUCCCGAUUCUAGGGGGCAGUGCUCAUCUCCUUUUCAAAGCCGAAGAGCCAGCGUUGUCCGAAGUCAUUUCCAUGGUCAUGUGGCCGGCAUGACUCAAUGCCAAAGGCGCAUGGAACGCUGUUACCUUCCCACGAAAGGUGGUCCCUAUUUUUCUACUUGCAUUUUUUUACGUGCUUUCGAACUGCUAGAUUGGCAGAAGCUGGGACAAGUAACGGGAGCUCACCCC
Messenger RNA from Ahaetulla prasina, 1322 nucleotides. RefSeq names its product Epstein-Barr virus induced 3 (gene EBI3). Gene Ontology annotation, molecular function: cytokine receptor activity; protein binding. The record is from RefSeq and is a predicted model, not a curated record. The transcript is spliced from 6 exons. Lineage: Eukaryota; Metazoa; Chordata; Lepidosauria; Squamata; Colubridae. Gene Ontology annotation, biological process: cytokine-mediated signaling pathway. Gene Ontology annotation, cellular component: external side of plasma membrane; membrane. The coding region runs from base 37 to 954 and encodes 305 amino acids.